This is a messenger RNA of Cynocephalus volans (Philippine flying lemur), 1521 nucleotides long. RefSeq names its product pleckstrin homology and coiled-coil domain containing D1 (gene PLEKHD1). The coding region runs from base 1 to 1521 and encodes 506 amino acids. The record is from RefSeq and is a predicted model, not a curated record. The transcript is spliced from 13 exons. Lineage: Eukaryota; Metazoa; Chordata; Mammalia; Dermoptera; Cynocephalidae.
AUGUUCACGUCCAAGUCCAAUUCGGUGUCGCCUUCGCCGUCCCUGGAGCAGGCGGACUCGGACGCGCUGGACAUCAGCACCAAAGUGCAGCUCUACGGGGUGCUGUGGAAGCGGCCCUUCGGGAGGCCGUCGGCCAAGUGGUCCCGGCGGUUUUUCAUCAUCAAAGAGAGCUUUCUGCUUUACUACUCUGAGAGUGAAAAAAAGAGCUUUGAAACCAAUAAGUACUUCAAUAUACAUCCUAAGGGCGUCAUCCCUCUGGGUGGCUGCCUGGUGGAGGCCAAGGAAGAGCCCAGCAUGCCCUACGCCAUGAAGAUCUCCCAUCAAGACUUCCACGGGAACAUCUUGCUGGCCGCCGAGUCCGAGUUUGAGCAGACACAGUGGCUGGAGAUGCUGCAGGAGUCUGGGAAGGUGACCUGGAAGAAUGCCCAGCUGGGAGAAGCCAUGAUCAAAAGCCUGGAGGCCCAGGGGCUGCAGUUGGCUAAGGAGAAGCAGGAGUAUUUAGACAAACUGAUGGAAGAGACUGAAGAACUCUGCCUUCAGAGGGAGCAGAGAGAGGAGCUCGAGCGCCUUAACCAGGUGCUAGAGGCUGAGAAGCAGCAGUUUGAGGAGGUGGUGCAGGAGCUGAGAAUGGAGCAGGAGCAGAUCAAGAGGGAGCUGGAACUGACUGCAAGAUGCCUCAAGGGUGUGGAACAAGAGAAAAAGGAACUGAGGCACCUCACGGAAUCCUUGCAGCAGACGCUGGAGGAACUCUCCAUAGAGAAGAAGAAAACCCUGGAAAUGCUGGAGGAGAAUGAGAACCAGCUGCAGACACUGGCUGGUCAGAGUGAGCAGCCCCCUCUGAGCGGGGGUCUCCACAGCAACCUAAGGCAGAUCGAGGAGAAGAUGCGGCAGCUCCUGGAGGAGAAGCUCCUGGCAGAGCAGCGGAUGAAGGAGAAUGAGGGGCGCUCACGGGCCCUGGAGGAGGAGCGUGAGUUCUACUCGAGCCAGUCGCAGGCGCUGCAGAAUUCGCUGCAGGAGCUGACGGCAGAGAAGCAGCAGGCCGAGCAGGAGCUCAAGGCUGAGGUGAAGGUCCGCAUGGACCUGGAGAGGCGUCUGCGGGAGGCAGAGGGGGCCUUGCGGAGCCUGGAACAAGGGCUCAACUCCAAAGUGCGGAAUAAGGAGAAGGAGGAGAGGAUGCGGGCUGACGUGGGCCAUCUGAAAAGGUUCUUUGAGGAGUGCAUCCGGAAUGCUGAGCUGGAGGCCAAAAUGCCGGUCAUCAUGAAGAACUCCGUGUACAUCCACAAGGCGGCCACUCGCCGCAUCAAAAGCUGCCGCUUCCACCGCCGCCGGUCCAGCACCUCCUGGAAUGACAUGAAGCCAUCCCAGUCCUUCAUGACCUCCCAGCUAGAAGCCAACAACAUAGAGGAGCUGAAGGAAGUGGCCAAGCGGCUCAGCAGAGAUCAGCGCUUCCGGGAGUCCAUCUACCACAUCAUGGCCACCCAGCCCGGAGCCUCCUCGGCACCUCCCCGGGGCGGAAAGUGA